CGGCGUGAGCGAGGGAAGAAGGCGCCGGCGCAGAGGGGCGGGGGAGGCAGGGGAGGGAUGCUUGGGGAGCUGGUGGCCGGAGGGGCCGAGGGUCUCGUCCUUAUCCAAGACUCCGUCGCCAGCGAGGGCCGCACCCUCCUGAAGAGUUUCGUGGAAGCGUCGACCCAAAGGGGUGAAUCCGUUCACAUUUUCAGCUUUGAGGUCCCGGAAGAAGAAUUCAAGGCUGGAUUCAGCGCCGAAGUCACUUCCCGGAUACAGUUCCACGAUGCCUUCCGGGAUCCCCUGGGCUGGGUUGGGGAGCCGCGUGGCUUCACCCUGGGAGACUUCUCUGCCUCGGAAUUGGUGGGCCGCUUGACUCCAGGGUCUCCAGGGCCUGUCACGGUCGUGCUGGAUUCGCUGAGCUGGCUCCUUCUCCGUUUGCCGUUUGCCGGCGUCUGCCAGGUCCUUCCGCAGCUGCCCAGGAGAGCAAAGGCUGCUGGUCUGAAAAUUGCCCGGCUGGUGACCCUCGUCCAUGGGGACUUGCACCAUCUUGGACAACUAGAAACUUUGCAUGCCUUGGCUCGCGUUGUGGUGGCUCUGGAGCCGGCGCCGUGGAAUGUGUCGCAGGGGGACGAGGCUCCCCGAAUCGCCGUCACCUUGCACAGGAAGAAAGGUGGCAAGGUGCUGCGGAAGAAAGAACGCUUUACUCUUCUUCCGGGUUUCCUCCUGAAGCACCUUGGCGAGCUGCCACGGGACGGCGUUUCCGAAGGCGACCGUCCAGAAGAUGGCAAAGCUUUGCCUACGGGCGACCCAGCCGCCAACUUGACCUUUAACCUGCGCCUGUCGGAGGCUGAGCGCCGGGCCAAGGAGUCCGUCCCUCUCCCGUACCAGUUCAGUGACGAAAAGAAGUCGUCUCUGCUGCAGAUGCCGACCAGCCAGGGGAAGAUCUAUUACGAGCCGGAUGCUGCAGAUGACAUAGACGAAGAAGACCCGGACGACGACUUGGAUGUGUGAGCAAUGGGGAGUCGGCUGCGAAUGGAACGUUCUGGUGCCUUAUCGAAAGCCACCAUCUUGGAUGGCUUCUCUUGGCUUCUCCCCACUAGAACAUCCGCCUUGGACCUACCUACGAACAUAGCUGUCAACCGUCCCUUAUUUGGCGGGAAAGUCCCUUAUCCCAGCGCCGUGUCCCGCUGCUGUCCCUUAUUGAUGAUGUCCCUUAAAUUUCCCGGGUUUCAAAGGAAGCAGCUCCUCUCCCUCCCUCCCUGCCGGCCAGGGAGGAGGGAGGCUCCAGCUGUGUUGCUUGGCUGCGUUGCUCACCCAAUAAGGAGUCUAAGAACGACUGGGGGGUGGAGCUUGCAUGCCUUGUGCCAAUCAAAUCGGCCGUGUUGCCUGGGGACUCGCCUUUGCUCAGCGCUUCCCAGCGGAGAGGGGACGGUGGUUUUCCUUGCUGCAUCCCCUUUGCCGGGUUGCUGCGCUGUGGGAACCACCGCUUGAGGCUUCGUUUGGCUGCUGGCUGGGCUUUCUGCCUUUGGCUCAGAAGCUGAACAUACCUGUGCCCUGAAAAUCCCUUGUUUUGGCUGCUGAUCCCUUAUUUUCGAGGCUGCUGGUCCCUUAUUUUCAAAUCUGUAAGUUGACAGCUAUGCCUAUGAAGGGUAAAUCAUCCCUCGCCUUGGGAAUAGAUGCGCACAUCUAAUAGGAAGGAAUCUUCCCUGGAGGGGGAAGAGACACAGAAGUCCCCCGAAAAGUCCUGGAUGUUCCCGCAGGAGCUGCCACAAUCAAUCUCUUUCACAUGCUAAAUGGACACAAUCCUGACCCCAUCCUGCUAUGGGUACGCAAAGAGGAGGGGGUUAACACAGGAAGUUAUUCUAUGGAAAGAACAUGGGUUGUUUUUUUGAGGAUAAACGAAGAUUUUUAAAACCAAAUGUGGAUUGGUGAUUUAUUCUUAUUUUUUAGGGGAAAAUUGACAUAUCACACCUAUUUCACUAUUUUUCACACAAUAGUUUGUUUGGCAAAUAUUCAGUGUUGUUGUGUUUUUACAACUAAAAAUAAAUUCUGUUCUAGCGUGUUGUCAAAGUU
Podarcis raffonei (Aeolian wall lizard) is the source of this 2055-nucleotide messenger RNA. It is a transcript of the gene ELP5, whose product is annotated as elongator acetyltransferase complex subunit 5. Bases 58 to 993 code for a protein of 311 amino acids. Gene Ontology annotation, biological process: tRNA wobble uridine modification. The record is from RefSeq and is a predicted model, not a curated record. NCBI's taxonomy places the organism in Eukaryota, Metazoa, Chordata, Lepidosauria, Squamata, Lacertidae. The transcript has 8 exons. Gene Ontology annotation, molecular function: tRNA binding. Gene Ontology annotation, cellular component: cytosol; elongator holoenzyme complex; nucleus.